Gorilla gorilla gorilla (western lowland gorilla) is the source of this 854-nucleotide messenger RNA. RefSeq names its product chromosome 20 C19orf85 homolog (gene C20H19orf85). NCBI's taxonomy places the organism in Eukaryota, Metazoa, Chordata, Mammalia, Primates, Hominidae. The transcript has 2 exons. The record is from RefSeq and is a predicted model, not a curated record. The coding region runs from base 186 to 854 and encodes 222 amino acids.
GGGCUCCUGGGAGGUGGGGACAGGGUUAGGGCACAGUGGGGAGGCCUUGGCCCAAUUCCCAGCCCUGCCUCCUCCCCAGCCUGGGGUGCCUGGGCCUCCAGAGUCCCCUGUCCCUCCCUGCUCACAGAUUUGGGGGGCGCUUUGGUCAGCAAUAUUGUGGGGAGUUACUCCAGACCACCCUGGCCAUGCACCCCGGGGUCCCCGAAGGCUCUGGGGUCUCCGAGCCCGGCCCCCGGGAGCUGUGUGCCUUUGUGAGCGGGGCGGCCGCCCACAUGCUGCGGGCCCUGCAGCCCCGGCGCACCCGGCCCCCCAAGAGGCGGCCCAACCACAGAAGGUUUCUGCACAACCAGAUCUGCAGGCAGUUCACCAAGAUUGAGGCCGCCACCCAGCGCCUGGCCCUCUCCAUCCUGUCCCAGGAGGCACCUCCCCAGAGACCCUCGCUCCAAAAGCCACCCCCGCCGCCUCCAUCCCCCUUCCUGGGAGUGGCCUGUGCUGUGGCCCCCACUGAGGCUCCCCAUGCCAGCGCCAGCCUGAGUCUCGCUGCCCUGGACACCUCUACCCUCGACCUCUUUGACAACAUUGCGCUCACCCCAGAGUGUGCCUCAAUGCCAUGGGACUCCUCCUCUGGUCCUGAUGCUCCCCUGCCAGCGCCGGGUCUGUCCUAUCGCAACCUGGGCCAGCUGGACCUGAGGCAGGUCCCACAUUUCUGCGGCCCCCUGCCCCUUCCCCAGCAUGCCCUGGGGGAAGAGGCUGAUCUCGUGGCUCCCGACUGGGGUUGGGUGGACUGCUGGGAGGUGCCUCGUGCCUGGGAUUCUCAGGGGAUCCCCGAGGGUUGGGGGACCAGCUCCCCAUGA